Messenger RNA from Zea mays, 410 nucleotides. Its product is annotated as 60S ribosomal protein L39-like. The record is from RefSeq and is marked validated. Gene Ontology annotation, molecular function: structural constituent of ribosome. Gene Ontology annotation, cellular component: cytosolic large ribosomal subunit; ribosome. Bases 118 to 225 code for a protein of 35 amino acids. Lineage: Eukaryota; Viridiplantae; Streptophyta; Magnoliopsida; Poales; Poaceae. The transcript is spliced from 2 exons. Gene Ontology annotation, biological process: translation.
AUUGAUUAGUCGUGGAGUUUUGCGCUGAUCCUACGCUUUUGUCCGGUCGCGUUGCGUUGCGUCCCCGCGCAGCCGUCCCACAAGACCUUCCGGAUCAAGAAGAAGCUGGCCAAGAAGAUGCGCCAGAACCGCCCCAUCCCCUACUGGAUCCGCAUGCGCACCGACAAUACCAUCAGGUACAACGCCAAGCGCAGGCACUGGCGACGCACGAAGCUCGGCUUCUGAGCGGUGGAAGAGAUGAUGGCCAACGAUGCUUGUGGAGGAUAGAGCUCUGCAAAAGCUAGGAAGCUCUUGUUUAAGAUUUUGUUGUGUUAAAGGGAGCUGACUGAGAAUAUUGUUCUCUCUGAUGGUUAAAGAACUGCCUUUUAUGUUAUGCUGAAUUUAUCGUGCCUGCAUUGCCUUAAUCAGUU